This is a messenger RNA of Nerophis lumbriciformis (worm pipefish), 5063 nucleotides long. RefSeq names its product septin-7-like. The record is from RefSeq and is a predicted model, not a curated record. NCBI's taxonomy places the organism in Eukaryota, Metazoa, Chordata, Actinopteri, Syngnathiformes, Syngnathidae. Gene Ontology annotation, molecular function: GTP binding. Gene Ontology annotation, cellular component: septin complex.
GUGAGCUGGAAACCAUCAUUUUCUUCCUAGACCUUCGACUCUCGUCAUUGUCGUUCAGUAGCCAAGUGUAAUUCGAUCCCUUUUGGCGAACUUUGCUAUUUUUCAUUUAUUCGAUAUUGUUCAAUCGCAUCAAAUUACACAUCGCCUUGGAAACAUUGUCAUUUGUUGGCAUUCCGUCGUUGUGUUGGACGAUUAUCGGCGUUUGCCUCAGUGAGUGUUCAUUGCAGGCUGGGUGGUGACAGCGUUACAAUGAUCGAGAGACCAGAGGCUGCCGUCCCGAGCAUUGCUCAGCGGAAUCUGGAGGGCUAUGUAGGAUUUGCUAAUCUUCCCAACCAGGUGUAUCGAAAGUCGGUUAAAAGAGGCUUUGAGUUUACAUUGAUGGUUGUCGGUGAGUCUGGUCUUGGGAAAUCAACACUUAUAAAUUCCCUCUUCUUGACUGAUCUCUACUCCAAGGACUACCCUGGGCCGUCGCAACGCAUUAAGAAGACUGUGCAGGUGGAGCAGUCCAAAGUGCUCAUAAAAGAAGGAGGGGUCCAGCUGACCCUCACGAUUGUUGACACCCCAGGAUUUGGAGAUGCAGUAGAUAACAGUAACUGUUGGCAGCCAGUCAUCAAUUAUAUUGACAGCAAGUGUGAGGACUUCCUGAACGCAGAAUCAAGGGUGAACCGCAGGUCGAUGCCAGAUAAUAGGGUCCACUGCUGUCUAUAUUUCAUUGCGCCCUCAGGACACGGUCUGAAGCCUCUUGACAUUGAGUUUAUGAAGAGACUCCACGACAAAGUCAACGUCAUUCCGCUUAUUGCAAAAGCUGACACGCUGACCCCAGAAGAAUGCCAACUUUUUAAGAAACAGAUAAUGAAAGAGAUCCAGGAGCACAAAAUCAAAAUUUAUGAAUUCCCGGACACGCACGAUGACGACGACAACAAGAUCAUCCGGAAGAUAAAGGAGAAGAUGCCACUGGCUGUCGUUGGCAGCAACGUUGUCAUUGAGGUGAAUGGCAAGAAGGUCAGAGGUCGCCAGUACCCGUGGGGCGUGGCAGAAGUGGAGAACGGCGAACAUUGCGACUUCACUGUUUUGCGCAACAUGUUAAUCAGAACGCACAUGCAAGAUCUGAAGGACGUUACCAACAACGUCCACUAUGAGAAUUACCGUAGUAGGAAACUUGCAGCCGUCACCUGUAAUGGAGUGGACACUACCAAGACCAAAGGACAACUUACCAAGAGUCCGCUGGCACAGAUGGAGGAGGAGCGAAAAGAACAUGUGAUGAAGAUGAAGAAGAUGGAAGCAGAAAUGGAACAAGUCUUUGAAAUGAAAGUGAAGGAAAAGAAGCAGAAACUGAAGGAUUCAGAGGCUGAGCUGGAGCGGCGUCACGAGCAAAUGAAGAGGAACUUGGAGGCGCAGUACAAAGAACUGGAAGAAAAGAGACGAGUGUAUGAAGACGAGAAAGCCAACUGGGAAGCUCAGCAGAGAAUCUUGGAGCAGCAGAAACUGGACGCCUCCAAGACAAUGGAGAAGAACAAGAAGAAAGGAAAAAUCUUUUGAAGAGUGAAUUUAUUUUCGGGUACAUACACACAAACACACGUGAAUAUUGUUACUCUCCAUAGCAUUUUUCUGUUUGAUAUUUUAAAACUAACAUGCACGUCAGCCCUCAUCUUUGUUAUUUUGGUGACUUUCUUGUCAAAUGUUGUCCUUAUAGUUCCCAACACAAUUUAUACACAUGUAGUAAUACUACUCGGAGUACAAAGAAGUACUACUACUACCUUAAGUUCUACACUAUGUCCAUGUGUUGUACAGCGUAUCGUACUUGUGAGAGGGUGUUUGAAGAGCCGCGGUCACAUGACAUGACAAAACGUUGACGUGACAAAACAUAUGACCACUAGGGGUGUUAUGUACGUUGUCGUCACGCUUCGGUACGUACCUCGGUCUUAACCACAUAGUCCAUUUUGGGUAGUGUAAGGGAAAAAAAUAAACACUUCCUGUCCCGUGUGGAAUAUGGAAGAAUACGGUUACAAAUACCUGUACCAUUACUCCGCCAUGGCUACAGUAGUCUGCUUGAAAUAGUUACAAAAAAUCACACACUAUCAGGUUUAGUUUUGUCGGUUAGCAAGCUGACAACAUACAAAAUAUGUGCUGUGUAUUUUCUCAGUAGUCAAAGUGCGAGUUCACCAAAGAUUCAAUUUGGAAGUAGACAUGAGAGUUGUGAAUGUUGGCCAAAAAUAUUCAAAGCUACUGCAAAAAACAAAGUAUUCAAGAACAAUAAUAUUAAUAAUAACCAAAAAUUGCAACUAUUUGGCCUUCCGGCUGGAAAGCACACCCCUAGAAAGCAGAGCCACAAAGCACGCAGGGAAGAAAAAAUAACAACUAAGCGUUACAGGACAAACAAACAUUAUGAAUAAUCGCUGCAUAUGUAAUUUUACCGCAAACAUGUUCCUAGCCCCAUCCUGCUCUGUUACUGAAAAGAACAUAAUAGCAAGCUUCCUAAAACAUUCUUACUGUCCCCUGUGAAGCGCUGUUAGUGCUACACUAGGUCUUGUUAACAGUUCACUGGGUUCGAAUCCCAUUACGGAAGGUUUGCAGAUCGUGAAAUGUGUUUUUUUGCACGAAACAAAUCGAUUAUUGAACAAUUUAUUUUCAAUUGUUUUAGUCCAAAAAUGCCAUCAAAUCAAAUUCAAAUUUGACUGUUUUCUGCUUCGGGUCUCUCUGCCAUGUCGUUUCUCCCCUUGGCUUCAAGACAAAGCACAGACAGGAAAUGCAAGAAUAAAAGAUGUUGUGUUAUGUGUGAUUUAAACUGAAAGUGGGCCUCAAGGACAUUGCCUUUGCAGCGCUUUUACGGUAUUAUGCAAAACUUUCACAUGGCGCAGAAAAAUGUUGUGUAACUGGGGAGUGUUGUCAAGGUCUUCCUUGAAUAUAGAAUAGCCUUAUCUGUCAAAUACAGUAGAACACGCUUAUGUUUACAGCCUGAUCUGCUUAAGUGCACGCUUAAGUCAACAAAUGUGAACCCCAAAAGACUAAUUUCUAUGAAAAAUGGUUUAUCAGUCCCUUCAAAAAUUUGCGAUGGCACCAAUUAAUGCAAAUUAAAACCAAUUUCUUACAAAUUAUGCGGGAAACAAAAACGUUUAACUCUUUAUUGACCAAACAACACAACUGUUGUCCUCCUGCAUAGCCCAGAACUACUUCCUGUUACUGUCUACAGUGCUAAGCCUUCUGGGUAACAUAGUAUAUAAACAUUAACUUCCUAAUUUACAUGUAUUUAUAUAUUUAUUUAACAUUAUUUAUCCAGGCUUAGACAAUUAAGAACAUAUUUCUUUCAUUUGCAAUACUGACCUUGCUAAGAGGCAGUAUUUACAUGUUAGAGAUGUUGAAGUGUGAUGAUAAUCUCUAAUCAUCUCUCAUUUACCCAACAAAAAUGAGCGCUAUAGAUCAACUAUAGAACAGUUCGCUUCUUUCAAGUGUAAAACAUACACGGAGAAUAACUGCAACUUGCACACGACAGAGUACAAAGAAUAAGGAAGCCUUUGGUGGUGUUUCUUUCUGUAAUUGUAAUGAAUUAUUAGUUACAAUUAUUAAAAAGAGUACAGUAAUUUGACAUUGAGAUCUGAGUACGUGCUUUUACUGCCAUCUAGUGUCUACUUUUAGGUAUGAGCUGUAUAACGAGUAAAACAUCAAUGCACUAUUUGUUUUCCAAUUUCUGUUGCAAUCCUAUACUAUUUUAGGUUAAGGUUACAAGGAACACAUUGAUAACAAAUUCAUAAAAAUAAGAAGUUCAUACAAUUUUAAAGAAACUAAUUAAGGCAUUUUAGGCUACAACAAUCACAAAAAAGCUUGCAAGCUGUUGGAGGGACUGAUAUACGUCGACAUGUGUUGUAUUGUUAACUUCAUCAUAUUCACUAAGCAACAUAACUUCUAAUUACACACACUCACUUCCAGUUCAGUGCAAAAUAAGCUUAUGUUAACUCCCGCUUAAAGGAGAACUGCACUUUUUCGGAAUUAUGCCUAUCAUUCACAAUCAUUAUGAAAGAUAUGAUGACGGAUGUAUAUUUUCUAGUGCAUUCUAACUCUCAAAUAAAAGUAAAUAUAAGUCCUCUGCCAGCAGAGCUGAUGGGAGGUCCUUUAUUUCGCCCAUAAAAUCAAAUAAAUAACCAUUCAGUGUGCCAACAAUACUCCAUUUACAUUUGGUGAUUUAAAUAUAAACCAAGUAUUAGUGAUAUUGUUAUUAUAAGUGCUAACGCAGAUGAACUAUUUAUAACGGCGCUGUGAUCACAAAACUGUGUACAAUUUCAACAUGAUCGACUGGCGAGGUGUUUCCUCAAUUCCUUGCUCCCUGGAAGUUUAUUGUAGAUCAUAAAUCAUGCCUCUCACCCGGACAGAAGAAGUCUGAGUAGGUAUUCCGACAAGUUGGUACACUUUGACAGCCAUUUGGGUCCCGGAAACGGCGAGAACAACACAAAAAGACGCUUGCUUUUUUUCGCAGUUCCCCUUUUGAUUUGUCAUGAGGUUCGUGGACUUAACUGUGUUCCAGGUCUUGGACGACCUAUGCUCACACCUAACAAGUCUUAGAUGUCAAAUAGAAUAUUUUCAGUCCUUCAAAGCUCUUGUAUUUCUUACCCAGAUGUGUCAUGUCUUAUUUUCUUAAAAUUAUAGUAAUAUUAUAUGGAAUAUGAGACAGCUUCAUGUAGUUUUCUUGAGUGACUCUUAUAUGAAACCAGGAUCUAACUAUAUUUUUCCAAACUGUUGCUGCAUUUCAAACAAGACGCUAAAAGGAUUUUAGCAGGUAAAUAAAUAUUACUAUUUGCAUCCAGUCAUGCUCGAUAACAUUUAUUGUGUACAUAUUACUUUACUGUGAUGAUUUUGCUUUGUUUGCUUGCUUUCUUUAUGCCAGAAGUAACCACAGACUACAUUAUUCCCCACACCUUCUUUAUGUCUUUUUUCUUCUUCUCACAUUUGGACAAAAGUGGCAGCAUUUUCUUUGAUGCUUUCAGUAACUGCAUUUUUUUUUAUUGACCUUUUAUAUGUAUACUGUCUAACUGUCCAUUUACAAUAUUAAAGUUUACAUGGUUAUGCGUCAA